Molecule: messenger RNA, 1683 nt
Organism: Humulus lupulus (European hop)
Lineage: Eukaryota; Viridiplantae; Streptophyta; Magnoliopsida; Rosales; Cannabaceae
Product: probable pectinesterase/pectinesterase inhibitor 51
Exons: 2
Coding region: 102-1463 (453 amino acids)
Biological process (GO): cell wall modification
Molecular function (GO): pectinesterase activity; pectinesterase inhibitor activity
Source: RefSeq, a predicted model, not a curated record
CGCUGGCCGAGCCUGGUCGGCUGGGACCCAACCCGACUCCUGUUCAGGUUAUCCAGGCUGCGUUGAAGGUCUCAUCGGACAAUCUCCAAAAGGCGAAUUCAAUGGUCGGGUCGAUCGCCGAGUCAUCGAGUGAUAGCUUGAACCGAACAAGGGCCGUGAAGAGCUGCCUGGAGGGGUUACAUAACUCUGACUACCGAAUAUCUCUGGCCAAUGCCGCGUUGCCAAGUGGAAAGACGAAGGACGCACGGGCGUGGAUGAGCGCAGCGCUGAUGUACCAGUACGGCUGCUGGUCCGCGCUCAAGAACGCGAACGACACCCAAUUGGUGAACCAGACGAUGUCGUUUGUCAAUUCCUUGACCGAACUUUCAAGCAAUGCGCUGAGCAUGGUGGCGUCUUACGACGACUACGGAGACGACAUGUCCACGUGGGCCCCGCCCAAAACAGAGCGGGACGGAUUCUGGGGGAGGGGUUUCGACGGUGGGUCAGAGCUUUGGUCCCGGGGCGGGUUCCCGUCAAAGUUGACGGUGGAUGUCAAGGUGUGUAACGAGGGGAGAGAUGGGUGUUACAAGACAGUGCAGGAGGCCGUUAAUGCUGCGCCCGAUCUCGGCGUUAAAUGGUUCGUGAUCCACAUAAUGGCCGGGGUUUAUGAGGAGACGGUGAGGGUCCCACUGGAGAAGAAUAAUGUUGUGUUUUUAGGGGACGGAAUGGGCAAAACUGUUAUUACUGGGUCAUUGAACGUUGGCCUUAAGGGAUUUACCACGUAUGAUAGUGCUACAGUUGGAGUUGUUGGUGAUGGGUUCAUGGCCAAAGGCAUAACCUUCCAAAACACAGCCGGAGUUGAUGCACACCAAGCUGUAGCAUUCAGAUCACUGAGUGAUCGUUCAGUGAUUGAGAAUUGUGAGUUCUUAGGCAACCAGGACACUCUCUACGCUCACUCACUUCGCCAAUUCUACAAAUCAUGCCGCAUCCAAGGCAACGUAGACUUCAUAUUCGGAAACUCUGCUUCCAUUUUCCAGGACUGCCACAUCUUAAUCGCGCCGCGACAAGCCAAUCCAGAGAAAGGCGAGAAGAACGCACUGACGGCGCACAGCCGGAGGGACCCUGCACAGUCUACUGGCUUUGUUUUUCAGAAUUGCUCAAUGAAUGGCACUGAAGAAUACAUGAGGUUGUAUAAGAGCAACCCAAAAGUCCACAAAAACUUUCUGGGAAGGCCAUGGAAAGAGUAUUCGAGAACAGUUUUCAUACGCUGUAACAUGGAACAGCUAAUCGCGCCUCAAGGAUGGUUGGAAUGGGACUCGGAUGCCGGUUUGAAAACGCUGUUUUAUGGCGAAUUCGAAAACACUGGAGCAGGGUCGGAAUUAUCUCAGAGAGUACCAUGGAGUAGCCGAAUUCCAGCUGAACAUGUUAAUACGUAUUCAGUUCAAAACUUCAUCCAAGGACAAGACUGGAUUCCUACAAAUUAAUAAUAGGAGCUCCAUAUAUUUCAGAUAUCUCUAUACCCAAAUUUAAUUCAGACCUUCAUUGAAAAAAUCACAAUAUUUUGACACCUGGUCAUUAGUACCUAGGAAAUAAUUUGUCAGGGAUUGAAGAUUUUGAGUCCAAAUUAUUACUAGUUUAUAUUUGACGGGAAAAAAAAACAAAGUAACAAAACCAAACCGUUAUUAAAACAAUUUUCGUUUAUGU